This is a messenger RNA of Talaromyces atroroseus, 897 nucleotides long. RefSeq lists its product as hypothetical. The record is from RefSeq and is a predicted model, not a curated record. The transcript has 2 exons. The coding region runs from base 1 to 897 and encodes 298 amino acids. Lineage: Eukaryota; Fungi; Ascomycota; Eurotiomycetes; Eurotiales; Trichocomaceae.
AUGCAGAAUACAGCAGACUCAGAGUAUGAGUAUGAGUACGACGAGACCGAGACAGAGACAUUCUACGUCAACAUUGAUCUAACAUCGUACAAUGGUGCCCUUCGCCAACCGCGCCGCGGGGUAGCAUCUGGCGACACCGCAGACGAGCAAGAAGCCGAGAAAGGCCCCUCCCCAGCAGACAGGCAAAACGCAGAAGACGAACAACAACAAGAAGAAGAGGAGGAGGAGGAGGAGGAGGAGGAAGAAGAAGAGUCGGGCGACGCGACUGCGGAAGCGGAGGACAUCGAGAGUGCGGGCCGACUUCAAAUCAUGGAACUGCACGGCAAAAACCCCUUCGUUUCCUACCGCAACCACAUCUUCAGCUGCGAAUGGGCCGACAUGAUUGGCACAGAUAUGCAUUUCGUCAGCCACGAGGACACCUCCGCCGAGCCUGACCCGACCUAUGUAAAACACGCCGAGAACUAUUCGCUGAUUGCUACGAACGGGAUCAAGAUUAUGGGACGGAGGGCGCGUCUUACGGCUGCCAAUGGUGCCGUGUCGAGAGAACAGGUCGACAGGCCAGAGCCAGAUACUGGGUCUGCGCAAGUGCGCUUUCUCCAGGAAUUGAUGGACAUCAAGCGGGAACGGGGAGAGAAAGACAUGAUUCAAAUGACGUUUGGGACUAGACGUGGGAGGAACUUUGAGGCUAAGAUUGGGCGGUGGGCGAACACUGACGAACGACUCGAGAUGAUUUAUCAGUUGAAUCGGGCGGCGCUGGGAGGCGACCAGAACGCGCUUGCGAAUUUGGAAGAGUUGUACGCCCAGAUAGAGGCUGAUGUCGAUGAUGUUGACGUUGAGGAUGUCGUGACUGGUUCGUCGAAUGUCAAUGCUGCCUCGGAAACAGUACCAUCAGGCUAG